Molecule: messenger RNA, 1011 nt
Organism: Ostrinia furnacalis (Asian corn borer)
Lineage: Eukaryota; Metazoa; Arthropoda; Insecta; Lepidoptera; Crambidae
Product: histidine-rich glycoprotein-like
Exons: 7
Coding region: 36-938 (300 amino acids)
Cellular component (GO): extracellular matrix
Source: RefSeq, a predicted model, not a curated record
CUUUGGGUUUGAUAACAAUAACACAACCAAACAAAAUGAUUUCUAAGGUUCUAUGCUUUGCUGCUCUGGCAGCUGUAGCCUCUGCCCAGUUUGAACAUGGCUAUGGCCAUGAACACCAUGGUCUUGAACACCACGGCCAUGAACAUCACGGCCACGAACAUGGCCAUGGCUUCUCGUCGCAGCACAUCUCCCGACACGACGGCAAACCCGAGAAAGUCAGUGUUCACUUACAUGGAGAUGAACAUGGUCACGGACACGGUCACGGUCAUGAACAUCAUUAUGAUUAUUAUGCUUACCCUAAAUAUGAGUUCGAGUACAAAGUGGAGGACAAGCACACCGGCGACCACAAGACCCAGCACGAGCACCGCGAUGGUGACGACGUGAAGGGCUUCUACUCCCUGCACGAGCCCGACGGCUCUGAAAGGCACGUCGACUACCACAGCGACAAGCACACCGGUUUCCACGCCACUGUGAAGCACAGCACCCAUCAUCUGGUCCCCGAACAUCAUCAUUUACACUAUACCUACAUACAUUUUGGUCUUACUAAUAUUGGGUUAAUAAUCUUCCAGGUUGCUUGCAUCCUCGCACUUGCGUCGGUGGUGGCUGGCCACGGCCAUGCCUUCUCCUCGCAGCACAUCUCCAAACACGACGGCCCCGCCGAGAAGGUGGCGGUGGGACACGGCCACGGCCACGAAGUGCACUAUGACUACUAUACUCAUCCCAAAUACGAGUUCGAAUACAAAGUAGAGGACCCUCACACCGGCGACCACAAGAGCCAACAGGAGCACCGCGACGGAGACGUCGUCAAGGGCUACUACGCCCUGCACGAGCCCGAUGGUUCUGUCAGGCACGUCGCCUACCACGCUGACAAGCACACCGGAUUCCACGCCGAUGUGAAACACAGCACCCACCAUGUCGUGCCCAAGCACCACCACUGAAGACCUGAGACCUUAGUCAUACUGUGAUCGUUUGUUGGACUGUGAUGUUGUUACUUUUCUACCAAAUACACUU